AUAAUAAUAACAAAGAGGGAAAAAUCGGCCGCCGGCCGAAAUCUAAUUUUUAGCAAAAUCGAUUGAAUCUUGGAUCGUUAUGUUGAAACUGUUUGUGCAACACAAUCGCCGGCUUGCCGAGAGUGUGUGGAUGAGCAGACGCACGUUCUUGUCCGAAGCAUAUCAGUGCCGGGAUGCGUGGAAUGCUCGACUUACGACACCGAUCCUCGCGAAGGUAAACCUGGACACUCUGUAUUACGACCUAGAGCAGCGGUUCCAGCAGCGCAACAAAAUCUCGGCCCUCGAUAUCGACAUCUACGCCAACAAGCUGAUCGAUGAGCAGCACAUCGAUGAGGUGGCUGAUUUACUGUACAAGUUUCGCUUGACGGAGGAAACAUCGAACACGCUGGACUCGACCCACCAUGCCCUGGUGCGGAACUACCUCGACCAUCAGUGCUACGCCCAGCUGAUCGAUGUGCUCAACAAUCGGAUAGGAUACGGAAUCUUUCUGGAUGAUUACGCGGCAACACUGACACUGGAUCAGUUGAUUAAGGCCAAAGAGUUCCGGUAUGCGGCACGGAUAGCUACGUUACUGGCACUGCAGGAAGACUUCUCCAAUCCUAUCGUGCGCGCCCUGUCCCUGUACAGCUGCUACAGGUUUGCCAAAGCGCCGGACGCGGAACAUUUCGAUGACCUGGCACCGACGGAGCAGGUUGCGGCCGAGGCGGAAGGCCAGAAGAAGAAAAAGAAGGACGAAAUCAAGGUGCGCGUGAAGUUCUUGCGCAACGAGUACUUUGAUGAUCACUUCGAUCUAAAAGACAGUCAGCUGUUGCUUGGCAAAACGUUCCUUGAACUGAGUCGUAGUUACGGGAGCUCGAGUAACGCCAUCGGAGCGAGCUGUGAAUUGCUUGGUCUAGCGUUGUACCGCAAGUAUGAGCAAGGGCUGGAUUUUGUGGGCAAACUGGCCGGGAAAGAACUCGUCGAAGAGGUGCUACAGAUGGUGCGAAGUGUGCUUGAGAAGGAGCAGUCAAAGGAACAUGAAAAGUAUGGUGCAUUUUGUGAAGCUAUCGAACAACUUACAACAGCAACAGGCGGAUGUAAAUUAAAGAAGGAUAGUUUUGAGAAACUUAUCCUAGAGCUAGUAAAUAAGAGUAUCGCCGAUAAUGAAGCUUCUCAGAUUGAGGGGCAAAAGAAGACUUACAGUGAUUGGUGCACGUUACGACAAAGGAGACUAGAUGAGGAACUCGAACGCUUGCAGCGUGCCAAGCGCCUCAAAGAGAUCGAACAACUGACGGUCGACAUGGAGAAGGAGGAACAGAAGCUGUGGUUCUUUGAGAACGAGGACAAGAUUGACCUCGAGAUCGAUAGGAAACGCGUGUUCUAUCCGAAGCGGUGGUUCGGUAAGAAGAAGAAGCCACGAACCGUUGACGUUGAUUAUGUGCCACCGGAGGUACGGCAGCGCAAUUAAUGUGAGCGGUAGAAUGGUUCAUAGUAGUAAAUAAAUGUGAAAACAAAGAAGGAUGUGUACCAAUUAUAUAGAUACGUGAGACUUAAUAGUUUUGUUUA
Anopheles darlingi is the source of this 1545-nucleotide messenger RNA. RefSeq names its product 28S ribosomal protein S27, mitochondrial. The transcript is spliced from 2 exons. Gene Ontology annotation, cellular component: mitochondrion. Lineage: Eukaryota; Metazoa; Arthropoda; Insecta; Diptera; Culicidae. The record is from RefSeq and is a predicted model, not a curated record. Bases 80 to 1447 code for a protein of 455 amino acids.